AUGUUGAGGAAGCUUCGUACCACGAAAGCUGAAUGCAAAACAGCUUUCGCUAAUUACAGCCAAGUGGCGUUGUCCAUACUGGAGGACACGGAAAGCCCACUGCCACCGACAACUAUUAGCCUGGCGGGAACCGCCAACUUGGCCGUGGUUUUCGUCAAUGGGCAUGGCUUCUCCCAUAAACUGUCUGCGUUACGGAGCCGGUGUUUGCUUAUUGCACGUCUCUUGCAGAUUCACCGUCUCGAUACGGUCAAGGCGCGGGAGGAGCGACAGCGGAAUGGAUGUAAUGAGAUUGAGCUUGAAGUUCAGCGGAGGAUUUGGUGGCAUAUGGUCGCGGAUGAUUGGCUAAUGAGCUUUGCUGGAGGCCCGUUUGAUGGUGUCUACUCUUUUCAUCCGCAGCACAUGAAAGUGGACUAUCCGAAGAAUGUCGAUGAUCACCAUAUCGUGGCCUCUAUGCCAGUGCCCGACUUGCCACUCUCUACACCAACAGCGAUGUCUACUUUUUUAGCACGCGUCAGAUUUGCCACCCUCUGUCGCGAGAUUGUAGACAUCAUGGGGCCAACAUUGCUGGAGGGUAACGAACCCGAGUACAGUGUCGUCUUAGAAAUAGGACAAAAGCUGCAGAAUCACCUUGAUGAACUCCCUCCUUUUCUCAGACUAGAUCCUGAUAGUAUAAGGAUGAGCCAGGAUGCUUGCGCGCAGGGACCCGAUCUUGCGUUGCAACGGCUCGCCACCAACUUUAGUAUUCACGCACGCAUUUGCCGACUUCAUCGCCUGUAUCACCUAGAGGGUUCGCUGAAUCCAGAGUACGCAUACUCACGAACCAUGUGCAUCCGGUCUGCCCAUCGGGUCCUGGAGCUGAGGCGAGCUAUGGACCAAGUUGGGACAGAAGCAGGCUGCCAUCCAGCCCGUUUUUGGAAGAUUACACAACACGUAUUCCUCGCGGCCUUAACCCUAGCCACAGACGUGUCCAUUAAUCCCGAGGGACCGGAUGCGGAGGACAGGAAGGCCAAAGUGAUGGCGGCAUAUAGAACUUUGGAGAGUUCUAAAGAGGACUCAAUCACGCUUGUGGAGACAAUCCAGAAGAACUUACAGUCUCUGAUGACAACUUUAGAGUCAAGGCGAACGGCGAAUCCGCUGUCAUUGCGUAGAGCUCAAGUGUCACGGAGACCCGAAGCAGUGAUAGCGCAACAUUCUCUUCCCCAACACCCGCCACGACUUGAGCCGAUCGCACCAGAGGUGAGCGAUGAGCCUGUAUUGGGUUCAAUGAACCAGAACAUUCCGACUUCAGUUGAUGGUAGCGUUUCUGCAAUGGAUAGCGGCAGCUCUGGGGUGGAUCAGCUAUGGGACGACUUCUGGGCAGUGGCCCCAGAGUUGGAGCCUACAGACUGGAACAUGUUGCUAGAAGAUAUGUACACGGACUGGGAGCCCAGCAUACAAUAG
This is a messenger RNA of Clonostachys rhizophaga, 1440 nucleotides long. NCBI's taxonomy places the organism in Eukaryota, Fungi, Ascomycota, Sordariomycetes, Hypocreales, Bionectriaceae. The record is from the annotation of a GenBank genome assembly.